AUGGCGCAAUUACCGGAUCCCACAUCCGACCUUGACUGGUCUGGAUACGUCGGAUCUAUCCAGCAUCACUUCUCCAAGCAGGCUCAGGCCAACCCCGACCGCACAUGCGUUGUCGAGACCAAGUCGUCAGAGUCUCCCGAGCGUCGCUUCACAUACCGUCAGAUCUACGAGGCCGCCAACAUCCUCGCUCACCACCUCGUCGACUCAGGCGUCAGGAAUGGCGAUGUCGUCAUGAUCUGGGCCCACCGCUCUGUUGACCUCGUCGUCGCCGUCAUGGGUACACUGGCCUCGGGCCCCCCCCGCCCGCAGGCCUUCGGUGCCACCAUGAGCAACCUCCACCCACUGCACUCUCAUAGGCGCGAGCAAAUCUACCUCGAGGUCUCUCAGCCCUGCGCCCUCAUCAACAUUGCCCGCGCCACCGACGAGGCCGGUCCUCUGGCGCCCCUGGUCCGCCGCUACAUCGACGAGGAGCUCAGGCUCAAGACCGAGGUGCCCUCGCUGAGGAUCGCCGACGACGGCUCCCUCUCCGGCGGCGACAUUGGCGGACGCGACAUCUUUGCCGACGCCAGGCCCAAGGCUUCGGCCAUUCCCGACGUCCUUGUCGGCCCGGACAGCAACCCCACCCUGUCCUUCACCUCUGGCAGCGAGGGCCGCCCCAAGGGUGUCCUGGGUCGCCACUACAGCCUGACCAGGUACUUUCCCUGGAUGUCCGAGAGGUUCAACCUUACGUCGGAGAGCAGGUUCACCCUGCUCUCCGGUAUCGCUCACGACCCGGUCCAGCGCGACAUCUUCACGCCCCUCUUCCUCGGCGCCCAGCUGCUCGUCCCCUCCAGGGAGGACAUACAGCACGAGAAGCUGGCCGAGUGGUUCCGCGAGCACAAGCCCACCGUAACCCACCUGACCCCAGCCAUGGGCCAGAUCCUCGUCGGCGGCGCCAGCGCCGAGUUCCCCGAACUUGACCGCGCCUUCUUCGUCGGUGACGUUCUCACCACCAGGGACUGCCGCAGCCUGCAGCGCCUGGCUGCCAACGUCUGGAUCACAAACAUGUACGGUUCCACCGAGUCCCAGCGUAGCGUCAGCUUCUUCGAGAUCCCUAGCCGCAGCAAGGACCCCAAGGCCAUGGACAAGUUCAAGGACGCCAUCCCCGCCGGGAAGGGUAUGCAGGACGUCCAGCUCCUCGUCAUCGACCGUCAGGACAACAAGAAGCUCUGCGGCGUCGGCGAGAUUGGCGAAAUCUACGUCCGUGCUGCCGGCCUCGCCGAGGGCUACCGCGGCGACCCUGCCCUCAGCGAGACCAAGUUCCUCAACAACUGGUUCGUCGACAAUCAGAAGUGGGUCGAGGCCGACAAGAAGGCCGACAAGAGCGAGCCGUGGAGGAAAUACUACAAGGGCCCGCGCGACAGGCUGUACCGCACCGGCGACCUGGGACGUUACCUCGACUCCGGCGACGUCGAAUGUGUCGGCCGUGCCGACGACCAGGUCAAGAUCCGAGGCUUCCGCAUCGAGCUCAACGACAUUGACAGCAACCUGAACCAGAGCCCCCUGAUCCGCGACUGCAAGACGCUUGUCAGGCGCGACAGGAACGAAGAGCCUACCCUGGUCAGCUACAUCGUGCCCGAGCUUAACGAGUGGCCCAGGUUCCUCGCCUCCAAUGGCCUCGAGGACGUCGAGGACGCCGGCACCGAUAUUGGCCCGGCAAAGGUCUACUUCAAGCGCUUCAGACGCAUGCAGACCGAGGUGCGCGACCACCUCAAGGACCGCCUGCCCAUCUACGCCGUGCCUAGCCGGUACAUUGUGCUGGACAAGCUGCCGCUGAAUCCCAACGGCAAGGUCGACAAGCCCAACCUGCCCUUCCCCGACAUUGCCGAGCAGACCGAGGAUGCUUCCGACGAGGACAUCAAGCGUUGGGAGUCGAUGACGGAGACGGAGAGGACCGUCGCGACGCAGUGGGCCGAGCUGAUCCCCGGUGUCAACGCCAAGACGGUCACCCCCCAGAACGACUUCUUCGACCUGGGAGGCCACUCGCUGCUGGCCCAGCAGAUGCUCCUGGUGGUUCGCAAGUCGACGGGCGUCGACGUGUCCAUCAACGCGUUGUACGAGAACCCCAGCCUGGCUGGCUUCAGCGCCUACGUCGACAAGAAGGUCAGCGGCGCCGGCGACGCCGAGGCCGACGCCGAGGCCGAGGGGGAGGCCAGGAAUCCUCUCUACGCUCGCGCCCUCGACGACCUGGUCAAGAAGAUGCCCGCCAGCUACCAGUCAGCCGACCCGUCGACCAUCCGCGCCCGGUCCGAGCCGACCGUCUUCCUGACGGGAGCUACAGGUUUCCUGGGUGCAUACUUGAUCCGGGACAUCCUGGACCGCACGAGCCGGUCGCUGCAGCUGGUGGCGCACGUGCGCGGAGUCAAGGACAAGACAGCCGGCCUCCAGCGUCUCCGGCGCUCGCUUGAGGGCUACGGUCUCUGGCGCGACGAGUGGGCCGGACGUCUGAGCGCCGUCGUCGGCGACCUGGCGAGCCCGCAGCUGGGCAUCGACGACGCCUCGUGGCAGGAGCUGGCGCGCGACGUCGACAUGGUGAUCCACAACGGCGCGACGGUGCACUGGGUCAAGCGGUACCAGGACAUGGUGGCGGCCAACGUCAACUCGACGGUGGACGCCAUCAGGCUCUGCAACGAGGGCAAGCCGAAGCUGUUCACGUUUGUCAGCUCGACCAGCGUCCUCGACACGGACCACUACGUCAAGCUGUCGGACCACGCGACCAGCACAGGCCAGAGCGCCGUGACCGAGGACGACGACUUGAUGGGCAGCCGCACGGGUCUGGGCACGGGCUACGGCCAGACCAAGUGGGUGUCUGAGCAGAUUGUGCGCGAGGCCGGCCGCCGCGGUCUCCGGGGAUCCGUCAUCCGUCCCGGCUACAUCCUGGGCGACUCGGAGACGGGUGUGUGCAACACGGAUGACUUCCUGAUCCGCAUGCUCAAGGGCUGCGUGCAGCUCGGGGCGCGGCCGCGCAUCAUCAACACGGUCAACGCCGUGCCGGUCAACCACGUGGCGCGGGUCGUGGUGGCGGCCACGCUGAACCCGCUGGCGCCGCGGCCCGAGUCGCAGGGAGGCGUCCACGUCGUCCACGUCACGGGCCACCCCCGGCUCCGCAUGAACGAGUACCUCUCGCUGCUCGAGUACUACGGCUACAAGGUGCCCGAGGUGGCCUACGACAGCUGGAAGGCCGAACUGGAGAACUACGUCUCGGCGGGCCCCCAGGAGAAGGACCAGGAGCAGCACGCCCUGAUGCCGCUGUACCACUUCUGCGUCAACGACCUGCCGGCCACGACGCGCGCGCCCGAGCUCGACGACCAGAACGCCGUGGCCGUGCUCAAGGACGACGCCGAGAACUGGACGGGGGUCGACGAGAGCGCCGGCUACGGAAUCGGUCGCGAGGACGUCGGCAGGUACCUGAGGUAUCUGGCUGAGACGAGAUUCAUCGGCUGGCCCACCGGUCGGGGCAGGGCUCUACCCGAGCUGCACCUCUCGCAGGCGCAGCUCGACGCCGCCGGGUCGGUGGGUGGUCGCGGAGGUGGUGUUGCCCAGUAG
Geosmithia morbida is the source of this 3585-nucleotide messenger RNA. Its product is annotated as L-2-aminoadipate reductase. NCBI's taxonomy places the organism in Eukaryota, Fungi, Ascomycota, Sordariomycetes, Hypocreales, Bionectriaceae. The coding region runs from base 1 to 3585 and encodes 1194 amino acids. Gene Ontology annotation, molecular function: L-aminoadipate-semialdehyde dehydrogenase [NAD(P)+] activity; phosphopantetheine binding. The record is from RefSeq and is a predicted model, not a curated record. The transcript is spliced from 2 exons. Gene Ontology annotation, biological process: L-lysine biosynthetic process.